GCCGUUGUCCGGUGGGGCCCGCGAAAAGUGUAUGAUGCUCAGUGGAGGCUUCAUUUACAGUGCCACCCCGCAAUUAUCAGUAUUUACGAUUCACACCCAUUUCCUCUUUUCUUCUCUCCCAUAAAUAAACCCCCGGGUCCCCUCAUCCGCCUCACUUGCCUUCCCAGUUCCCCCACUCACACUUACGCGGCGGCAGAUCAAUCACACGCAUAAACUAUUCUUCAAAUCCUCCCUUCAUUACCAUUUCUCCGUUCUCAGCUAAUUAAGUAGUGUGUUUGAGUGGUAAUUUCGUGAUAAGUGGUGUAGAAAUGGUGAAGGGAGUGGAAACGGCAGAACAGGGGGAGUUCUCGGCGAAGGACUACCACGAUCCUCCGCCGGCGCCGCUGAUUGACUGGGUGGAGCUGGGGAAGUGGUCCUUCUACAGGGCUCUCAUAGCGGAGUUCAUCGCCACGCUGCUCUUCCUGUACAUAACGGUGCUAACGGUGAUCGGGUACAAAAGCCAGACAGACCCCGCCCUCAACACCGACCAGUGCGACGGCGUCGGCAUUCUCGGCAUUGCCUGGGCUUUCGGCGGCAUGAUCUUCGUUCUCGUCUACUGCACCGCUGGUAUCUCUGGAGGUCACAUAAAUCCGGCGGUGACGUUCGGGCUAUUCCUGGCGAGGAAAGUGUCGCUGGUGAGGGCGGUGAUGUACAUGGUGGCGCAGUGCCUGGGCGCCAUCUGCGGUGUGGGGCUGGUGAAGGCCUUCCAGAAGGCUUACUACAACAGGUACGGCGGCGGCGCCAACGAGCUCAACGACGGCUAUAGCACCGGCGUCGGCCUCGCGGCCGAGAUCAUCGGCACCUUCGUCCUGGUCUACACCGUCUUCUCCGCCACCGAUCCCAAGCGCAGCGCCCGCGAUUCCCACGUUCCUGUACUGGCGCCGCUGCCAAUUGGGUUUGCGGUGUUCAUGGUGCAUCUAGCCACCAUCCCGAUCACCGGCACGGGCAUCAACCCCGCCCGGAGUCUCGGCGCUGCUGUUAUCUACAAUAAGGACAAGGCCUGGGAUGACCAAUGGAUAUUCUGGGUCGGACCCUUCAUCGGAGCGGCGAUAGCGGCGUUCUACCACCAGUUCAUAUUGAGAGCGGGCGCGGUUAAAGCUCUUGGUUCCUUCAGGAGCAAUCCCCACGUCUGAGUCGUCUCACCAAUCCCCAAUCCUCUCGUUCUUCCAUUAUUGUACCCCACCACUCGCUUCUGGCUUCCAUUUUGUCUACCUCCAUAGGAACAGAUCCCCAGUGCAUGCAAAAUUAAUAAAUUAACUCAUGUACCCAUUCUGCUUUUGUCUUUUCAAUUACUACCAUAUAUAUAUAUAUAUAUAUAUAUGCAUGGAAUUGUAGAUACGUUCUGUUUCUGUAAGAGGCCAGUCCAUCGGCAUGUUUUCCC
Malania oleifera is the source of this 1420-nucleotide messenger RNA. Its product is annotated as probable aquaporin PIP2-5. The transcript has 4 exons. Gene Ontology annotation, biological process: transmembrane transport. Gene Ontology annotation, cellular component: plasma membrane. Lineage: Eukaryota; Viridiplantae; Streptophyta; Magnoliopsida; Santalales; Ximeniaceae. Gene Ontology annotation, molecular function: water channel activity. The coding region runs from base 309 to 1172 and encodes 287 amino acids. The record is from RefSeq and is a predicted model, not a curated record.